This is a messenger RNA of Blepharisma stoltei, 2236 nucleotides long. The record is from the annotation of a GenBank genome assembly. Lineage: Eukaryota; Ciliophora; Heterotrichea; Heterotrichida; Blepharismidae.
AUGCAGACUUAUAAAUGCUGCUAUCAAAUGUGCCUAGACAUUCCUAAAUGAAUGUGUGCAUGUUCAAGUCCUCCUUGCUUAUUAUGCCAGAGCCAUCUUGGAGUUCACCUUGUAGCAAAUGCUUCACCUUCUUGUAGCCCACAAAUUAUCGAGCUUCAGCCCGUAAAUGCUGGAAGUAAAAUAAAAUUUAUUCAAUCCCUUCACCUACAAACAAAACAUUUUGUUUAAUUCAAUUUUUUAUUAAAAUUUUAUAUGAAAUUAAAUAAAAAUUUUAUAUCAAAGCAAUAAACGAAAUAAUUAUGAUUUAGAUCAAAAUAUUAUUUAAAUAAUUUUUUGAUAUUUUUCUCUGUCAUUUCAAGGGAUUCAGCACAUCAAGUCCCAACAACUUUAUAUAGAGAAAACAAAGAAAGACUUAAUAAUACAAGCCAGCAAUAUAAAUGACUUGAUCAGUAAAGUGCUGACAAAGGCUUUGAGAGAUCUUAAAGGAUUAGAAACACGUUGCUCUUUGCUAUUAAAAAAAGCAAUUAAUAUGAAUACUAAUUGCUCUCCUUACUGCGAGGUUGGGUCUAUUUUAUCAAAAAACCCAGAUGAAAUCAAUAGCUUGCUUCCCAGCUGGAAUUUUUCAGAGUUUUUAAACCCUAUUAAUGGAAUAUUCGCAAAUCUAGAGCAAUAUCUUAAUAUGGGUGUAGGUCCAAUGAUCGUGCAAAUUUAAUAGUGUGUAUUUCAUCGAAGAAAAUUUGGUUAAAAAUCUUUAAAUAGAGUACCAUUUGGCCUAUUUUAACGUUUUUCGGUCAAAUGUCUCACUAUCAAAAAUGAUUCUAACAAAUUUUUCCCCUAGAGAUGUCGCACUAUCAAAAAAUACACGAUCAUUUGACAUGGAGCCUCUUAAUACAAAUUUUGCUCUUAUUGAUCCUCAAAAUGCACAAAUCCAUAAUAUUGCUCCCAGCCCUUUACCUCAGCUAUUGCCAAAAAAUCCUUCUUCAUCAAAUGGUACAAAUCCUCAGGAAAUUCCGCUCCCCGGAAGCAGUCUCAUUUUUUAUCAUUCCACAAAUAAACAAAUAAUCGAAAUUGACACAAUUACAAAUACCACUAGAAAUGACUCAAUAAGGCUUGAAAGCUAUAUGUCUCAAGGAAUUUCUAUGAUUAGGCUUCCAAAUAGGACUAUAUUCUGCUAUGGAGACACUGAUGACAAUAGAAAAGGAUCUACUUUCAUUAUUGAAAGCAAAUCAAGAAUCACGCAUCUGCAAAAUGGCUGGCCUUGCAAAUGAGCAUCACUCGCAUACUUGAAUGGAAAUAUUUAUGCAUUUGGAGGAUCUGAAGGAUUGAACAAGCUAAAUACAUUUCGUAGGUUUGACAUUGUCAGCAAGAGGUGGAAUCUUAUAUCUUUAUUAUCAUAUAUUACCUAUAAUUUUUAACGUAUCCUACUGAGCUGCUCAUCUCCUUCUACCACUGUUGCCGCUCUGGGGUUUCCAUUUUAUUGGCAUGAAGGUCUUUUGAGGGAGGCUUCAAAAGGAGCCACUGGAAAGAUGCCAACGCCAACGUUCCGGUUUUGACGGGUUGUCCUGACCUCGCUCUCUCUUACUCGACUAACUGUGCUCCCAGCUAAAGGUUAACCCUCCGGAUUGGUCGCUCAGCAAAACACUGUUCCUUUCGCUUACUAGGGCUAGAUGUCCACUAAUCGUCGGUCUCGCCUGGUAUAGGCGGAUUAGGAUUCAUCUGAAAACUAAACCUCAUAAUUAAAAUAUUGCUGAAUGAGAAGCAAUUAGAGGAGCUAAUUGCUUUCGACAAAAUACCAUAUUGACUAUGCAAUAGGUGAAAUCAGCCUGGAACAAUGCCCAUCUUUAUGAAGCAUUCUUCAGCAGUAACUUUUCAAGGGAAAGUUUAUGUAGUCGACUAUGACACUGGACAUCUUUAUUCACUAGACCCAGAUACCGGCAUUUUUUCUCAACGAAUCCAGGCGUUCAAAGCUGCAGCUUUGAAAUUGCUAUUUUCAGACAUGGAUAAUCUUUAUGUGAUAGAGUCAGGAGGAUCUAUCUAUAUGGGUAAUCCUCCAAAUAAAUUGGCUAAAGUACAUGGUCCGAUGCCUAAUCUUUUUGCUGAUAAACUUGCUUCACCCAUUUUAGUUAUUGAUAGUUUUGCUUAUUAUGUUGCACUUCAAAGCCAAGCAUCAGAGUAUUUUUUAUACAAAUUUGACAUGAAGAGGCGAGUAAACUCAAAGGAAAAUGAAUGGCUAUAG